Molecule: messenger RNA, 5956 nt
Organism: Cyprinus carpio (common carp)
Lineage: Eukaryota; Metazoa; Chordata; Actinopteri; Cypriniformes; Cyprinidae
Product: lysine-specific demethylase 9-like
Cellular component (GO): nucleus
Source: RefSeq, a predicted model, not a curated record
UUGCAGGUGUCAAAUGCUAUCAGGGUAUUGUCCCACUCUUUAUAUUUAGAACCUAAAUAUAAUUUCCAUGUACAAUAAAAUACUAAAAUUAACUUUAAACUUGAAAGUUUUGACAUUUACAAACAAGUCAUAAUCAAGCAAAACAUUUUUAGUUCUUGUUACAAGAAUCAGUGAGCUGUUGAAUCGGAAGAAUUAAAAACCGAUUCAGUCCGAUUCGUGUACAAAUCGUUUAGGUCAGUUCUGUAAACAGGUUCAUUAUAUUCUUGAAAAGAUCCGAAUCACAGGAGCGAAUCGUUCACGAAUCAGACAUUGCUAUUUUUAAUUUGACACGCCGACUUAAAAAGUGCAACGCUCGUGCCGCCAAUAACAGGAAGAUGUGACGCAAUAUCCGAAGACGUAAGUCAAAUAGCCCAAAUAGCAAGCGUUCAGUGUAAACGCCCCCUAGAGAAAUCCAGCACCGUGCGAUUGUUAUCUCCAGGAUAUUGUGUUGCUCCUUUUUUGGUUGUGAGCGCAAGGCCGACACAUUUAUUUCCUCUCAACGAAACGGAACCGCCCAAACCCUGAAGCUGCUUCAGCAUUACGUCAGUCACUGGCCGCGGUGCGUGCAGCAGCGCACGCAUACCUUGAACCAUAGCAGUACAGAAACAUCACUACCCACAAAGCUACCGACUGUGCGCAUGCGCGCUCCGAGCGGGAAAACUACAAACGCGUGAGCGCCGAUUGGCUAGGGACAAAAGAACUACAGCUCCCAAUAGACAUGCGCAAAAAGUCCCUCUUAAAGCCUUUUAAAUUUACGUGCAAAAUGGCUGCACAGGUCGAUCUACUGCGCGUCAAAGUAGAGGAGAAGAGCAGGGACAGCUUUGACAAAGCCACCAAAGAGAAGAAAAAGAAGAAAGAAAAGAAAAAGAAGAAACGGGAAUGUUCGCCGUCCGAUGACAAGCGCGAGAGAGCGGAGAAGGAAGCGAAGAAAAUAAAGCUACAGCACCACCAACAUAAUCACCAACAUGCCCAACAACAAGCGCAUCCGCCGCACCAACAACAGAACAGCCAAGCGCGCAACUUCAGCAAAGAGCAGGCACCUGUGCAACACCGCCAUCAUCAACAUCAUCACCUCGUCAGCUCCAAGAAAGAAUUACCUCCGGGCUGGCCGCCGCGAAAAGUGACCCCAGCAGCCCACGUCCCGCGGAAGACGGUCCUGCCGCCUUCCCCGCUCUUCACUUUCACGCCGCUCAAAGUAGCGAAGGCCGAGACCCCCAAUAACAAGCCCAAACACAUCGAGAAGGACGCCAAACUCAAGCCCAAGAAGGAAAACGCCGUGGCGAACGUUAAAGUGGGGGAAUGCAAAAAGAAGAAAGAGCCCCAUAGUGAGAAUGGCAAAACCCAGACCCUGGAGGAAUACCUUUUAAAGAAAAAGAAAAAGAAGAAGCGGCAUCGUGAAGACGAGCGUGGCAAGAAGUUGCACAUACACAACAAAGAGGUCCAGACAUUGUGUACGGGAUUGGCAGGAGCUGCUCUGCCAUCUUCUGAAGACCCUGUGUUGCAUGUGUACAUCAAAGAUGAGAAGCCGUGUCCAGGCUUAGGUGAGUACUACACUCCCAAAGCUGAGAAGAAGCCGUUCCUCUCGCACCAAGACCACUACAUCCGCAGCUUGCGGCUUCAGACCAACGGCUCCUUCAGCAGACUGAUCCAUGAGGAAAAGCAGCCCAAUGGAGGGGCAUCUGUACUACACGCAUACGCAGAUGAACUCUCUUUACUGCAACCGGAGGACACUGAAAGAUUCGCCCAGGAGUUUCUGGAUCUCGCCUUUGCUGAACAUCCUAAAGGAGCCGCACGCUACGCUCUCGCCGUGGUGCACGGAGCGGCUGCCUACCUGCCCGAUUUCUUGGACUACUUUGCCUUCAAUUUCCCAAACACACCUGUCAAGAUGGAAAUCCUUGGUAAAAAGGACAUUGAGACCACCACAAUUGCCAACUUCCACUCCCAGGUGAGCCGAACAUACUGCUCUGGGACAUAUAGAGCUGGUCCCAUGAGGCAAAUCAGUCUGGUCGGUGCAGUAGAUGAAGAGGUGGGCAAUUACUUCCCGGAGUUCUUGGACAUGCUUGAGGAGUCUCCGUUCCUGAAGAUGACUUUGCCAUGGGGCAGCCUGUCUAGUCUAAAGCUUGACUGCAGGUCUCAGAGUGAUGAUGGUCCUAUCAUGUGGGUGAGACCAGGAGAGCAGAUGGUCCCCACAGCCGAUAUGCCCAAAUCUCCAUUCAAGAGACGAAGAUCAAUGAAUGAGGUCAAGAACUUGCAUUACCUCCCGCGAACCAGUGAACCACGUGAGGUUCUCUUCGAGGAUCGGACGCGAGCCCACGCUGAUCAUGUUGGCCAGAGUUUCGACUGGCAGAGUACAGCAGCUGUGGGUGUCCUGAAAGCAGUGCAGUUUGGGGAAUUGAGUGACCGGCCACGAGUAACCAAAGAUGUGGUCUGUUUUCAUGCUGAGGACUUCAAUGAGGUUGUUCAAAGGCUUCAGCUAGACCUGUAUGAGCCACCUGUGUCACAGUGUGUUCAGUGGGUGGAUGAUGCCAAACUCAACCAGUUACGGCGAGAAGGCAUCCGCUACGUUCGCAUGCAGCUCUGUGACGACGACAUCUACUUCAUCCCUCGCAACGUGAUCCACCAGUUCAAAACCGUCUCAGCCGUGUGCAGCCUCGCGUGGCACAUACGUCUAAAGCAGUACUACUCCGGGGAGGAAGAGGAGGAGAAAUCAAAGGACGUUAAGACCAAGGAUCUGUGCUCCACAUCAUGUCCUCCGCCUUCUUCUUCCCCUGUUCACCCGGACACCAAAGUCACCUCUUGCGCCCAGCUACAAACAAACACAGCACAAGGUGGAGUGGCCAAAACAGAUGAACUGGUUUUCCAGAGGCCCGCAACACCACCCAGAGAGCCGCAGCCCGCACCUCCACAGCCCGCUAAAUCCGCCCACACUGUUUCUACCGCUCUCUGUUCAGAGCCAGGUCCUGUCCCAGCACCCUGCCCUCUGUCCUCGCCCACACCAGAGCAAAUGCUUCCACUGGCUCCCACUGAGCCUGCAUCAGACUCCUCACUCGACGGCAGCAGAUCCACAGAUUUCCCCAACUGACUUCAGAACUCUUCCUUUUGCAGAGGGAUGGUGUUUUAUUUCGCCUAGCAGACUUUGACUGACAUUCCACAGUGUAAAAAAGGUAUAUCUGGACCUUGCCUAAAAAUGAAGACUGUAUAUUUUUCUUUUUUAGCUUUUGGUUAAGAAAAUGACCCCACGAGUACUUUUUAGGUUUUUCUCAGCCAAAGUAUUUAAUUUGAAGUAUAUUUUUGCUGAUUAUUACUCCGUAUUGUUUUGUAUUUGUUUAUAUAUUAUUAUAAAUGAGAUGAACUUAUCUCUCACGUGGGACUUUUCACGUUUCCCAGGCCAUCAUGUGCAUCAUGUUGAUCUGCUAAUUGGUUUUUACAGAAAAAUACAAGGGGAAAAAGUGCCUGUCACAAGUGGAGAGCAGCAAUCAUAUCUUAAAAGAUGAAAAAAGUCAUUUUUUUCCCCGUGUUGUAAAGUCACUGAAGCAUAUGAUAUGACAUAUUUAAGAUAGACUAGCAAGUAGGUAUCAGUUUAAAGUGAGACAUAUUUGCUUUUUCAUUGAUCAUUCUCUGGUUUGCUUGAAGGAAAAUUCAUUAUUUUUUGAAUGGCUAAUAGCAGUAAUUAUCAAAGAGGAACCUGUGCAUUGCCUCUCAUGUAUGCAGGAAAUAGGAUUUGGACUCCACAAGAGGGUUGUUCAUUUGUUUGUUAAUUUUAAUUAUUUAUUUUUGUCCAGAAUAGUCAGUCUUUUAAGAUCACAGUCAUGAAUUCAUCUGUCAUGUUUGUUUUCUGUUUGUAUUGUAUGCAGAAGCCGUUGUGCUUUUAUGUUUUUAUUUUGGACUAGGAAGACAUAAUUCAUCUAAGUCCUUACAUUAGCUGAAAACUGGAUGGAAAUGGAAAUAACCAAACCUACACUCAGGGGCAACAUACUGAUGCCUUUUCAUUUGGUAAAGUCUUCUUCUGCUCCUUCUACUUUACUUUAAAGAUUUAUAGCAGUCUAAUCCAUACAUUCAGAUUAUUAGGUUUUGAUUGAACCGAUAAUUCUGACGUGUUUGUUUGAGCUUCAUUUAAAGGAAACACUCCCUUGAUUCAAAUAGAUCAUCUAAACAAAGUUCACUUCAUAUUUUUACACAAUUCUGCUCAUACUAUCAGAGUAGUUUUAGUCACAACGGAAAGAUUUUUUAAAUCAUACUUUGAUUUUGUUCAUUAUGUUCUAAACUUCUGUUUUUGUCUGUGAUUGACAUUGUCACCACUUUAAAAAAAAAAAAUGUCCCAAAUGACUAAAAUCUUGUUGCUUUGGCCAUUUUAAGCAUUUGUUGAUUUGGAAUUUAUUUUUUUUAUUUUUUUCUGAAAAUCAGUCAGUGCAAAUGUGAAUUAACGUAAUAUACAUUAAUAAGGCAUGAAUAAACUCCUGCUCUUCCCAUAAUUUGCUACCCAAGUCAAACCCAUUUUGUUUCUCUUUCAAGAAAGCAUUUGCUAUUAUUUUAUGAAAGUACUAGCAGAAGGCAUAUGUCCAGUGCUCUUGCAUAACACUUGUUUCCUAUGUGUUUGAACUAAAGUUGUCUAAGUCUUUAUGAUAAGCAUUCUGGGGUGACUAUGCUAUCCCACAUAGUUGGAUGAGUGCAAUUUAGCUUUCACUUGCUGAGUGUAGUUGCAUAUCAGUAAUGUUUUUGCACAUGUUGAUGUGUUUCUUUUGAAUGGGAUUAAGUCUUAAAGCAGGCAUUCAGUGUUUUUGAAAGGGUUAUGGGCAGUAGUUGUGCUUCUCUGUUGACACCAAGUAUUGCUAAUGACUGAUUUGAAUGUAAUUUCACACCAGCAAUCAGUCUACAUUAUGGUUCCCACAAAAUUAUCUAAUGGCUUUCCCUACUCAAAUUCGUCCUUCUAUAAAUGAGUGCCUUUUAUUGAGUCUUUAAUUGUCUGCUAUUAAGCUAAUUGAUGUUAUUCAAGUUGUACAAAGCAUUAAUUGUUAUGGAAUUUCAUAAAGUCUGCCAAUAAUUAAUGAUUGGGUAUUUAUUAUCAUUAAAAAUCAUGCUUACUCUGGGAUACAAAUUCUGCUAAUCCAAAAGCAACUGAAGGUGAUCAUUUUAUUAGCCAACAAAAUAAAGAAGAAUUGGUAGUAAAUGACCUAUAAUGAAUUCAGAACCAUGUGCAAUAUGGAUCAAAUCUUAUAUUUCCCACUGUUUUUUUUUUUUUGUUUUUUUUUUGUUUUUUGGAUUAUAUAGGCAGGUGUGAAAGCCUAGACAAAGAUCGUUUUCCCCACUACUCAAUGGCAUUUCCUUAGUUACAGAUUCUGCAGAUUGCUUAAUGAAAGAAAAAAUAUUUCAUACUUUCACCCAGAAUACAUUUCUUUAAAGGUGUCUUUAACACCAAUCCAUUAAGAUGAAUCUUCCCAUAUAUAUAUAUAUAUAUAUAUAUAUAUAUAUAUAUAUAUAUGGUUUCAGAUGUUUUCUGCUCAGCAACACACAAUGUUUUUAUACCUUAAGCUUUCAUGUUAUAUUAAAAUAAACAUGAUGUUUAGCGUUCUAUGUUUCUUCUGAAUUUUGGCAGCUAGUUUUUUUUUUUUUUUUUUUUUUGUGUUGAUCAGGUUUUGAUGGUCGUUUGUAAUAUAGGAAAAAUCCACUUAGGGAUCAAGGCAUGUUCUGUGUGUUUGAUUCAUUAUUUUCUCUGUCUGAAAUUUGUAUAAAGGUUUUCGAUUUCAUUGGUUUUUAAGGACUAAUUAGAUGGUCAAUUAUGAACAUAGUCAAAGUAAUGUUUUGUAAAUGCUAAGUUACAUUUAAUAGAACUGUCGUAUCUUUUCAACUGUGUAAAAAUGCAAUGGAAUGCAUAGACUUUUUUUCUGUAUUUUUUUAAAUAAACUAUUUUAUGAGUGUA